Messenger RNA from Empidonax traillii (willow flycatcher), 2652 nucleotides. RefSeq names its product fas-binding factor 1 homolog. NCBI's taxonomy places the organism in Eukaryota, Metazoa, Chordata, Aves, Passeriformes, Tyrannidae. The transcript has 19 exons. Gene Ontology annotation, cellular component: ciliary basal body; ciliary transition fiber; centriole. The record is from RefSeq and is a predicted model, not a curated record. Gene Ontology annotation, biological process: cilium assembly; establishment of epithelial cell polarity. Bases 193 to 2397 code for a protein of 734 amino acids.
AACCUGGAACUCCGGGAACAUGCGCAAGGAACCUUGUGUGGCACCACCACCUGCGGCGGAGGCGGUGGGAGCUCCCCGCCGCGGGACCGGCGGGCUCCAUCCUGACCCCGGGGGCUCCGUCCUGCCCCACUGGUCAUUGGAACAAGCCAUAAACCGAGUUGCUGGGUCACGGGAAGGCUGGGACACACUGCCAUGGCUGAAAAUAGCAGGAAGAGUUCUGGAGAGAAGGAAGAGGAUCAGGACAAGAAAAAAUGUGUCUUUGGAGAGCAUGAGCACUCUGGGUUUGAAGACCAGACGGCAAAGAUGCAGCUUGUGAGCAGGCAUGCAUCCCAGAGCAGUGUCAAACUGAAAGAGGAGCCUCACUCUAAAUCUCCUCUUCCAGCCAGUCACAGCCUUGUCAGGGAGGCCAGAAGGACUAGUUGUGACUGGCAGAGCUCAAAAGAUGAGAAGUUUAUGGAUUUGGAACCACAGCCUCCAGCAGAGACCAGCCCUGCAGCAGACAGCCAGCCUCUCCCUGGCAGCCAGCUCCUGGCCACAGAGAAGGCAGCAGCUAAAGCUGACCCACUGAAGAAGGAGGAGGACUGGUUGAGUGCUGGCUUGGCUCACAAGAAAUUUCAAGCCCAGGCAAAUGCCUUGGAUGCCCCGGGUGAAGGGCAGGACCUCCACACUCCCGUCAGCCAGCUAGAUGCCUCCACAAGAGCGCCACAACAGACAGCUACUCCACAGGACAAGGCACAGACCACAGAUGGCUCCAGUCAGCAGGUCCCUCAGCCCAGCACCAUGAAAGAAGCCUCAGCAGAAUUGUUGGAGUCUGCAAAGCCAGAUCCCUCCCAAAAGGUCAGAGCCCCGGACGAAUAUACUGUUAAAGGUGCCAGAGCUUUCCAGUCAGCUAAGCGUAGCAAUUUGAGAGCCCAGGACACCUGCUCACAGGCCAGUGAGAAGUCUGUGCUAGAGGAUGAUCUCUUCAACAUACUUGAGGAGGACAUAGAAUUUCUAGAGGGUAAUGCAGCUGAGUCGCAUCUCCAGUCUGCAUCAAGCUGCUUGUUAGCACUGCUCCACAUCCAAGCUCAUGUGUCACAGCUGGAGGGCCAGGUCCAGACACUGGAGAUAGAGCAGACACAGCUCAGGCAGUUACUGAGGCUUCUCCAGCAGCAGCACCAGGAGGACUUGGAUCUCAUUGCAUUUGCCCACAGGAGCCACAUGAAGGUGGUGGAGAAGAACAAUGGGCAGCAGGAGGAGAGGCGGCAGCAGGAGGAGAGGCGGCAGCAGGAGGAGCACCUGGCAGCUCAGCUCCCACUGCAUAGGCAAGACAUGGCCCCAGCACAGCAACAUCUCAUGCCACGGGAGCAGGAAAAACAUCCCACAUCGCAGGAGCACGAUAAGCAGCUCAAGGAGCUCCAGGACAGGCUGUCACAGCAGCAGAGGGACAUGGCAAAGGAGCGGAGCCAAUUCCAGGAGGUGAUUGCAAAACUGGAGGCCAGGCUGAGUGAGCAGACUCAGCUGCUGGAGCAGGAGCGUGGCAGGGCAAUGGUAGAGGAAGCCAAAGUGAAAUCACUGCAGUGUUCACUGGAAAAGCAGCGACAAUUCAUGAGGCAGCAGCUCUCCACAGAGCGAGAAGAGCUGGAGAGGGUGAAGAACACUUUGAUGGAGGAGCAGAAAUCAAUGCUGCAGAAGUGUUCAGAGGAACGAGGGAAGCUGGAGGCUGAGUGGGCAGAAUUCCAUAUCCAAGAGAAGCUGAGGGAGGAGUGGGAGGAGCAGAAGAUGGAGCAAUCCCGACAGAUGGACCAUACCAGGAUGAGACUGGCCAAGGAGCAGGCAGAGCUGAGUUUCCAGGGCCACAGGCUGAGAGCCAAGGAGGAGCAGCUGGAGAGGGACAGGGAGCAGCUAGAUGAAUCCUGGCAUGAGCUGCAGCUAGAGAAGGAGAAGGUGAACAGUGCUACCCAGCAAAUCCAGAAGCAGAAGAAAGAGAUUAAAAGCCUGAUUGAACGCUCAUCCCAGAAAUACAGAGUAGGGAAGCGAGCCCUGCGGGAGGCACGCCGAAUAGAGUCCUUGUACCAGAAAAGGCUCCAGGCGACGCAGAAACAGUUGGAGCAGUUGAGGCAGGAUCAAGAGCUUCUGCACCAGGACUGGCUGAGCACAACUCAGCAGAGGAGACAGCUCGAACAGCUGUGCAAUACAGCCCAGAACCUCUGUGCCCCUAUGGAAAGCCUCUCCAGCACACAGUGCAGGAUGCACCCUCAGCAUGGCCUGUGGUAUUGCAGGGACAACACAGACAGCUCCACUGCACUCAAUGCCACGCUACAGAUGCUGAGACACAGGGCCCAGAUGGAGCUUGAUUUCUUGGAAGGUGAGCGCAUCUUCCUGGAGUCCCUGAAGAAAACACCCAACUCUGCAUGAUUCCUGUCCCCCCAAGAAGGUGACAUCACCCCACAUGAUAUCAACUGAUACUGUGCCCUCAAACCUGGGGAGCAAAGUGAACAUUAAAUUCUCUGAGUUGUCAGCUUCUUCUCUUUCCAAACACUGUCAGAGUGUUCCAUAAUUCACUGGUAAUCAUUCAGUACUGUACAGCUGGUCCUGAAUGCCAUCCAGAUGAACCUGGACAAACCUGAGAUGUGGACCAGUGGGAAUCUCAUAAGGUUUAGCAAGAACAAA